GGAGCCCUGGAGCCCUAGUUCAAAGGCGGGCGCGCUCGGCCUGGUUUGCCAGGGGGGCAUAGACUAGCCUCCAGCGCAGAGCCAUGGGGAAAGUGCUGGCGCUCGCCCUGGCCGGGAUACUUGCCGCUCUCUUCGGGGAGAGGCUAAUGGAGUUUCGACGUAAACUGAAUAACUCCAGAGAGCUGGAACCAGUGGAACUUCCCAACUGCCACCUUAUUAAAGGAAUUGAAAGAGGUGCAGAAGAUAUUGACAUCCUUCCUGAUGGUCUGGCUUUCAUUAGUUCUGGUUUAAAAUAUCCAGGGUUAAAAAGCUUUGCUCCAGACACGCCAGGUGAAAUAUUUCUGAUGGAUUUGAAUGAUGAAAACCCAAGAGCAGUAGAACUGAGAAUCAGCCGUGGGUUUGAUCUGGCAUCAUUUAACCCUCAUGGGAUCAGCACGUACAUAGACAAAGAUGACUCAGUGUACCUCUUCGUUGUGAAUCAUCCAGAGUUAAAGAGCACAGUUGAAGUGUUUAAAUUUGUAGAAGAUGAAAAUUCUCUUGUACACCUGAAAACUAUCCGACACGAACUUCUGCCAAGUGUGAAUGAUAUUGUGGCUCUGGGACCUGAUCAUUUCUAUGCUACUAAUGACCACUAUUUCUUUGACUCCAUCUUGAUGUAUUUGGAGUUGUUCUUGGGCUUGGCCUGGACAAAUGUUGUCUACUACAGUCCAACAGAAGUUAAAGAAGUAGCCUCUGGGUUUUACUCAGCCAAUGGAAUUAACAUUUCACCGGACAAAAAGUAUGUUUAUAUUGCUGACCUGAUGGCUCAUCGUAUUCAUGUUAUGGAAAAACAUGCUAACUGGAGUCUAACUCAAUUGAAGGUGCUGGAAUUGGACACACUAGUCGAUAACUUAUCUGUUGAUCCUUACACUGGGGAUAUUUGGGGAGGAUGUCAUCCCAAUGGCAUGAAGCUACUCUUCUAUGAUCCUGAGAAUCCUCCUGGUUCUGAGGUAAUCCGGAUCCAGAACAUUCUUUCGGCAAAACCUACAGUGACCCAGGUGUAUGCAGAGAAUGGCUCAGUGCUUCAGGGAAGUUCAGUUGCUGUAGUGUAUUCUGGGAAACUGCUCAUAGGCACAGUGUUCCACAGAGCUCUUUACUGUGAACUAUAGUUCACUCUGGAAAGACUUUGUGAGGGGGGAGGUUUCAGUUUCUUCUAAAUUGCUAAUUCCAAGCUACAUUGCAAUAAGAGUUGUGAAAAUGUAUUCCUCGUCUUCCUCACCUCAAGGAAAUAACAUAAGUUCUAUUCAGUGGUGAACAGAAAUGGAUUUAAAGGUAAAAGAAUGUGUGUGGGUGCAUGUGGGGGGAUUAAUGUGGAAGAUCCCAGGCCAAUAACAAAGUGUGGAUGUAAAUUACAAAUUCAACAUUAAAAGAAAAUUUGUUGGUUUUUGGGUUACCAACUGUGAUCAGACUUCAGGGAGAGGUUCUCUGAGAGAGUUGAUGAUCUGUCUAGUGUGUAAAGUAAUGGAGGCAGUGUUGAAUAAACAUGUCAUUUCGGGGUUUGGGUCAGUGACCAAGUACUUUCCGUCAAUUUUCCCUACGCUGUCAGAAAUUAUUUGAAACCCAUGGGUUGCCUUCUCAUGAACCUGUUCUCGGACAUACUCUUGCCUGCAUACAAGAGUAUUAGGUGCAUGAUUUAAAUAACCCUUCAAAGAAUGAGUUCAAAAAUCUUUCUGAAGAGGUCUGAAAUGCCUUAACCAAACAGUGCCUUGGAGCCCGCGGUCUCCAUAUACAGACAGAGCAGGAGUGGUGAAAGCUGCACUACAGUGAAGGCCUUGAGCGCAGAGUGCAGUUUGUGCACUCCGUGUUUAAUUUCCACGCUGUGUGAAACUGCCACACUCCUGCCAAAGGAUUCUACCAAAUGAACUAUUAUAAUGCCGUUUGCUAGAAUGACACAGUCCACACUGUUUAAUCCAUUGUAUGGGUGAGGCUCGUAUGAUCUUUGUUUGCUAGCCAAUAUGCUUCUCCAUCCCCUCUAGGCUAAAGCAUUCUGCCACUGUUUCUCUGGCAAGAAGAGAGGCAGUAUGGUCUUGGAGAGUGAACUGAGGGCUUGGAAUCAGGGGCAACAGCAGUCUAAUCAUACUUCUGCCAUGGCUGAGCUGUGUUGCUGGGGACAGGUUACUUAACCACUCUCUCGCCCUUUCUUCAGCUGUAGAGUGGGGAGAGAUGCCAAGGGCACAGAACAGUUAUGAGGAAUGAUAGAAAAUGUGAAAGCAUCACCUUAGUGCAAGCUCCCUGAUCUGCAAUGGGGGGACGCUGUACUGGAUCUGGCAGAACACUGCCAGAGGAGCAUGUAUCAAGGCAACCUGUCCUACAGCUCUGGCUGUCAUACUCUUCUGGUGGCUUAAACUUUAACUGUUGACUGCACGGGGAAGCAACUACCAUGAACUCUGACUUGGGUUAUUUUUAAUGAUCCUCUAUAU
Messenger RNA from Trachemys scripta elegans, 2459 nucleotides. Its product is annotated as serum paraoxonase/arylesterase 2-like. The record is from RefSeq and is a predicted model, not a curated record. NCBI's taxonomy places the organism in Eukaryota, Metazoa, Chordata, Testudines, Emydidae. Gene Ontology annotation, cellular component: extracellular region. The transcript is spliced from 9 exons. The coding region runs from base 84 to 1148 and encodes 354 amino acids. Gene Ontology annotation, molecular function: arylesterase activity.